UAGUUCUAAAAUCCCUAUUGAAAAAUGAAUGGUGGAAAAACUAUUGGAACCAUGUCCGGGUUUUACCGCUAGUUUAUUGUGUAUUAUGACUCAUACUGUGGUACUCAAUUGACUCCUUGAAGGACAGCUCAUCUCUCCUUGUCCCAGAAUCGGCCAGGAUGCAUCGUGCGGCCCAUUAACGACACAUGGGCGAAGCACACAAUUGGCGUUAAUACGAUGCCAAUGGAGUUUCCCCAUCAGCUCAACAUUAUAUCCGGGGGCGCCUCUAUGUUUAGAAACUCUGUGCUUUGGCCUGUUUCUGCGGAUGAGAGUUUAAUUUCCCUGCCAGAAAACAGGUGAUACCGUAAAGUGUUGUGUAUUCGCGCACAAAUCCGGGGUGUACGGUCCAAACAUGCACUCAAUUGACUGUAGCGUAUUUAAAGCACCCACAAGUUACCGGUGGCUGAAAAUACAAACAUCGCGGGAUGAACGAGUGUCGAAUUUCCGGUCAAGGUAAACAUCACUUUCAUCUGAAUGGAAUUCCUCAAGGAACGCAAGGUCUUCAGGUCAAUAACCAACCAUGAGUUAGAAGACUUAGGCUAUGUGAUGUUUAAAAAAUAAGAAGAUAUGAAACAUUUCCUUCUGACUAUUUAUUUGAUGGUGCAGUGUGGCUAUGCCCUGUGCUCCCUCCCUGCUCCAGUCAAUGUUUCCAUAGAGUCCCUCAACUUCCACCAUGUUCUACGCUGGAGCGCCGGUCCAGGUACACCUCCUGGGACCGUGUACAAGAUCAUCCGCAGAGGAAACCACAGGCAGCAAGUUCCACAUCAAACCAACGUGACAAGUCAUAGGCUGGAUCUAAAGUUCCCCAAAGAAGAGUAUACAUUCUGUGUUUCGGCCUUCCACAACCUCUCAGAGUCACCCGUGGUCGAGACCACCUUCACCCCCUUCACACAGACUGUUAUUGGCUCUCCAAUAUUGUCUUUGGAUGGAUGUGGCAACUGCCUGGAAAUCAACAUCACACUGCUUGAGAUAGAAACUAUUAAAAAGGUCUAUGGGAAAUCAUUAUCUUUUGACAUCUACUGGAAGAGAGCAGGAGAGACAAAGCCCCAAAUGACCCAAACAACUCAUUUAGCUUACAUGCUGGAGAACUUGGAGGUGGGUAUGGUGUACUGUGUGAGGGUGUACACAAGGAUCAUCACCAACCUCAACACACGGUCCUCUGGGUGGAAAUGUGCUUACACCAGUGUUCUGGAGCCCAACAGAGUCCCUGCUGUGGUAGCUGGAGUGUCUGUUGUCCUCAUUGUGAGUGGGGUAGGUCUGAUGGUUCUCACGUUUGGCCUGCUCUACACGGGGUUCCUGUGCAAGCUGAAGACUCAUCAACCCAGAGGACUGACUGCCCUGGUGGAGGGCCACUUCCUCAUCCCAGAGCGGACGAUCCCUGACUUGGUCUCUAUAUCUUCUGCGACAGAGGAACAAGGGAAGGCCCGCAGAUCAAAAACACACCAUGACAGAGAGAACUCUAACCAAGCAGGGGAGGAGGAGGAUGAUGAAGAGGAAGAGGGGGGAAACAACGGCUACAUGGACCGCGCUGCGGGGCUCUCCUCUGACAGCAGCUCCAGCACCACACAGUCCCAGGAUGCAUCAGGGACCAACAUAGCCCUCCUUGACACAGCAGGGCAUUCUAUGGGAUUGAGUUCUGAGGUAGCUGCUGCUGAGGAGGAAAGGGAAGCCCCUGUGGGUGUGAUGGUGCUAGGAUGUCAGGCUCAGGGAGAGGUCACAGGUGAACAGGCGAGGGUCAUUUCCAGCUUUGACGGAGACCGACCCAGACCUUUGGGACUUGGAGGGUUGGGUGGAGAGGAGGAGGAGGAGGAGGAGGAGGAGGAGGAGGAGAAACAAAGAGAGGUGAAGGAGACCUCUGGUAAUGUCGAUCUGUUCUCUGUGACUCUGGGGGCAUUGAGGAGGGAAGAGGAGGGCGAGUGUGAAGCGGAGACAGACUUUCUGUUAGAAUUUUCGAAACAGGAGCAGAAGCCUCAACUUCCCAUCGACUCCUUACAGAGGAACUUACGACCGGGCAGCAUGAGAUCUCAGAGUGAGAUACAGGAGGAUACAGGCCUAGUACUGACACUGCCAAAGACAGUCUGCACAUGGAUAUACUCUGAAUAUUCAAAUAGACAUGCUGACAGCAGCACAGAGACACACUCUGGCUACCUUGUAACGCACACAGGCACUGUGCAGGCUGACAAUGAGACAGAAGAGGAAGAGGAAGACUUCUCAGGGUACAUGGGACAUUGAUUAUUGUGUGUGUGGCUCUGUGUAAUAGUGUUCCUUAGCCGAUAACUGCACAGAUAUUCCACUUGGUUGGAUAUCCUGUCUCACAUAGGCCUACAUUCCUUCCCAAUUAUUGCCUUCUGUUGAGGAUGUGAAUGUGUAUGUAAAAUAAUAAUUUCCAUAAAAUGCCAUGCACUUG
Molecule: messenger RNA, 2446 nt
Organism: Oncorhynchus keta (chum salmon)
Lineage: Eukaryota; Metazoa; Chordata; Actinopteri; Salmoniformes; Salmonidae
Exons: 9
Coding region: 607-2271 (554 amino acids)
Molecular function (GO): protein binding
Source: RefSeq, a predicted model, not a curated record